AUGGACGAUAAACUGUAUUUACUAUGUACAAUUUUUGCUGCUCGUGCAGAUAUUACAAAUUCAAGUUUAUUGUAUGAUCAAGCUAAUGGUAAUUUUACACAAGAAUGUUUCGAUGCUUUAUGUAUUCUUUGGCCUGAACUAAUGGAUCCAAAUGGAUUGUCCUUUGUUUUCCAACAGGGCCCAAGUGAUGAUCAAGUCCAGUUAUCAGACCCUAAUGAUCUGAUGAUGAAUUUGCUGGAGGUUGAUAAUAAACUAAUUCCAAUUAUCGAAUUAGAACAUGACAUUGUUCAUGAAAGAAGUGAGAAAGUAAAGGAUUUCGUUUCAAAAAGAAUUUUGCAAUUAGAGCAAGAUUCUCUAAUCACCUUCGAUAAUAUACUUUCGAAUUGGUUGAGAAGGAGAAUAUUGGUCUGUGAUGAAUUCAAUCCUAAUAAUGUAUUAUUUAACGAGCCAUUAUGGGAAACUCAUUCUAAAGAUGAUAUAAAGUUUGCACAAUGGAUAUCUGGUAUAAUUAAACCAUUGUCAUAUUUGAAUUUAAGAUCAGGUUCUAAAACCCUUAAGAUUAAGGAUUUUGAAAAUUUUAAACCAGUAGACAUAAUUAACUUAAUUCUGGGUAAUAUUAAUGAUGACGAAUACAACCUAUCGAUAGAUGCCUCAAUUAUCAUUCAGGAAUUAAUUCCAUAUUUGAAAUAUUCAAAGGCGUAUGAUAUAUUUUUGGAUAUUGUAUUUAACCCCUCAGUGUUCAGAUUUGAUACAGCUGUUAAUUACUAUAAUUUUAGACAACUAUAUUCAUUACUAUCAAAUGAAAUACCAAUAGAAUUUAAAGAAAAAUUAGAAGAACUAUCAUUAAAGAUUAUAUAUGACAAUAGUGCCAAUAUGUUGAAUGUCACCUCAUCAUCCGAGUUAGAACAGUUAUUAACACAGUUUUCGCCAGGCACCAAGGUUAAAUCAACUUCACUUACUGCAAAUAAUCUCAAAUGGUUUGCACAUUAUAUGAAUUUGUGCUUUCAAGGAUAUUCAUUAAGUGAUAUUAAUGCCAUUUGCCAAAGUUCUGAACAAGAACAGUUGGCUCAUUUUGCAUCAAUGGUUAAAGGUAAAAUCUGCAACAGCCAAUCCCAACAAACUAUAGACGUUAUAUCAAACUUGAUAAGCGAAUCCAAAAUUAAGGAAAAACAAAUUUUCACAAACUUGACUAUUGAUAAACAAAUUUCGAUCUUUGUUGAGAUUUUACUAGAAUUAGGUGAAUUUGAUUUACUUCAAAAUUUCGUUACAUUAAAUAAUUCAAAAUUAGAGGAAAAUGUAUUGGAAAAGUACUUUUGGAAUUUCUUUAACAAUGCUACAAAUGGGUUGAAGUCAAGACCUGAGAUCAAAAAAGCGGAAAAAACUUUGCAAUUAAUGGAUGUUCAAAAUAGUACUGUUUACAAACAUUUGCAUACCUUAUUAAAAGUUGCAGAUACAUUAUCUCGCUAUUCCAUAAAUUUAGGUAAAGGGAUACCAUUUAAACCAUGUAAUAUUUUUGAAUUUAAAUAUAACCCAUCAAAACUGAUAUCUAUUUUAUUAGAACUAAACAGGGACCUAUACAAAGAUGUUGCCAAUUCAAUGAAUUUGAUAGAUCAAUUAGUUGAAGCAAUGCAAAUUUCUAGAGAACAUCUAGAUAGGGAAUCAGAAUAUAAUAAAAUUCUAGUCAUUCAUAUUGACCAUGCAUUGGUGAAUAUGGAUUUCACCUUUGCUUUCCAGAAGUCAAAAGAAUUAUUACGAAGAGAUAGUGUAUCAACCUAUUGGGCAACUGUGUUCCAAGUUUGUAAAUUUAUUAAUCCUAAUUGGAUUGACAGUGAGGUUCCAACUGAAUAUUUGAUAUUACAGUUAGAGUUAUUAGGUGACCUUUUGUCUGUUUGUCCUGCAGAUGGACUAGAUAUUGUUGUAUCUCAGUGGAGUGGAGCCGAAUUAGAAUUAUCAACUAGAAAUUUAAUAGAUGACAAGUAUUCGAUUGAAAACAUGGGAUCAGGAAAUGAGUUUUCACAAGCAAUUAAUUUGUUAAAUGACGUUUCAAAUAGUUUUACCAAUUUCUUGUCAGCUGUUAAUAAUAAUUAA
Vanderwaltozyma polyspora DSM 70294 is the source of this 2088-nucleotide messenger RNA. It is a transcript of the gene SEC39, whose product is annotated as Sec39p. The transcript has a single exon. The record is from RefSeq and is a predicted model, not a curated record. Bases 1 to 2088 code for a protein of 695 amino acids. NCBI's taxonomy places the organism in Eukaryota, Fungi, Ascomycota, Saccharomycetes, Saccharomycetales, Saccharomycetaceae. Gene Ontology annotation, biological process: retrograde vesicle-mediated transport, Golgi to endoplasmic reticulum.